Messenger RNA from Gymnogyps californianus (California condor), 2863 nucleotides. RefSeq names its product AKNA domain containing 1 (gene AKNAD1). The coding region runs from base 84 to 2861 and encodes 925 amino acids. The record is from RefSeq and is a predicted model, not a curated record. The transcript has 16 exons. Lineage: Eukaryota; Metazoa; Chordata; Aves; Accipitriformes; Cathartidae.
GAGAACGAAAAAGCACAGCCGCGCAGCUAUACUAUCGCUUAUAGGAAGCUGAUGCUAUUUUCAUCCAUGCAAUAAUAAGCUCUAUGCAAAAUUGCAGAAGCAAUGGUGUUUAUAUUCUACAUAAACUGGAUAUGGAGACUACAAAAAAGUGCAAACCAGACUGGAUGAAAACCCAAAUGAACAGUUCAUUUUCAGAUGAAUUAGGCUGUAUCACAGAUGCAACUGAUGAGGAACAAGAUGACUUACCUUAUGAUGGAGAUGUAGGAAUAACCUGUAAAUACAAUAGUAAUUCAGAUAAUUUGAGUGACUGUACUUGUACAAAAGAUAUUUCUGGUAUUUUAAAAUUAGCCUGUUCUGAAGAUAACAAAAACAUAAAAGCAACAGCAAAUUAUGAAACUCAUCCACAGCCUGACGAAUUCUCCAGUCACCAUAGAGAUGCCAUAGGGACAACAGGAAUUUCAGUUGAAAAGCCUGGAAGUGAAGCUUCCUUUAAGAAGGAAUUACCAGUUGGUAGUUUUAGCAAACCAGAUAGCAAAGAACAUCUCACUCACUCAAAAAUGUCCAGCGUCCUUUUGCGUCAUUUUUCUAAGGGAGGGUUAAUAAGCACAUGCCAGUUAAUUGAAUGUGAGACAAUACCAGAAACAUCCUUUACUGAAAGUAUCGAUGAAACUGUGAACAAACCUGAGCCUUCAGAACAUGUUGAAGGCCCUUUAGUGCAUCAACAAUGGGCAACUAACUUUGAAGAACGUCACUUAGAAAAGCACAAGGAAGUAAACACUGGUGAUAAAAAUCAAAAUUUGCUAAAUGAAAAUAUAUGCAUUUCAAAGAAACCUAUUUCUUCUACUGAUAAGUGUGGGUACAGACAAGAAAAUUCACAAUUGAUUAAUGAGAAUGAAGAUACACACAUCUUUCAAAACAUGAAAGAAGAGCGUACCCUGUUUAAGAAAACAGUUUCACCUCAUGAGCUCAAAUAUGGCCAAGGUCAAGCUCACUAUUGCCUUCCUGACUUCUCCAAAGUUGCUUCAGAAGUUAAAGUACCAAAAAGAAGUGACAAUGUUAACUCAGUUCCUACAAUUGAAAGAGCAAAAUCCUUCCCUAUUUUGCUAAGUAAAUCAGUAAUUGUGAACAACAUUCUAGAAAAUAAGAACUAUUUCAAUUCUGCUGAAGUAGAGAAUCAAGAAGAAAUGAGCAUUCCAGAACUGUUGCAACAGCUAGAGGUUCUUCCUCAGUCAGAUUUUCCAAAUCCCAGCAUUGCCAUUUACUCAGGAGACACUGGGACAUCCUCUGGAGUCUUUACAUUACAUGCUCCUAUCCCUAUACAAUCUACAAAUGGUUUGUCUGAAGCAAGAUUACAGUGUGGAACAACAGCAUCAGCAUUACCAGCAGCUGGUACAGCAGAAGCACACUGUCUACAUCCUUCUAAUUUACUGCCAGAACUAACACUAGGGGAACAGAUGUCUCAGAUACUAAAGGAUCAGACAGAUCAACUGAUAAAGAAAGUAGAAGACUUCUCUAAGCAUAUGACCCAGGAGACAUUCCUUUUACAAGACAACUAUCUGGCAUUAAAUCAAUUGAAAAGAUACCUUCAUGCCUUGGAAAGGAAUUACUUAACAGCCAGAGAAGAGCACCGUAAUUUACAGCUGCAGAACUACAAGGACGAGUCUAUCAGCGUUGGAGAGUUUGAUCCUGACAGAAAGGUGGAAGGGGAAAUAUUUAGACUUGGCAUGCUGCUUGAAGACAUUCAGGAACAAACAGAUGACAGCAAACGCAACUGGUCGUCUUUGUUUACUUCCUAUGAAUCCACCCAUUCAUCAUAUUCUCUUUGUGAGAGCUCAGUAGUUUCAAGCGUGGCUGAUCCUCCAGAAAGAAGACGUAUUGAAACUGCAUUUCUUCACAAGAACCAUGAGGGAAAAGAGAGUCAGACAACUGAUGUAAUCCCGCAGACAAAUCAAUUUUCUUUAGAAGGCAACAAGUGCAAUCUUUGUCUUCACAUGUUACAAAAGAGAGCUGAAUCAACUUCCAGAAGAGAAACAGAGCCUCUGGGAAAAGGAGGUCUGCUAGCAAACAAGCUUUCUUCCAACAUAAUGAGAGUGCUUUCACCUGAGGAAAAAUACGCUGCUGAAGGUCUUGCAUCCCAUAGUCAGGGUACAUUAAGUCAAAAAUUUAAUGCUGAUGAAGAAAGUAUGAAAGGAAAUAUAAACAUCCAGGAAAGGAAGACUGGAACAUGUUCACUCUUCAUUCAGAGAAAACCAACUGAUUUAUCAGAUACCAACCUGAGCAGCAAUUCAGAAGACAUCUCAGCCUAUGAUUCUUACAAUGAUUCACAAAGCAAGGAACUUGUGAACUGUGAGACUGAAAGUUACAAAACAUUCGAUACAAGAUUAUGUGGAGAGAGAAAAGGACCUAGAUGCAGAUGCCCUAGAGGAAGCAGAGAUCAAUUUAAACUCAGGAAUUACCAAGAGUCUGUUCAGUCUUGUACCCUAUGUAGAAAUAAAAGUUCUGGUUUAUCCUCUUAUUCACAGAAGAGAAUCUCCACUCAAAAGGCUCAAAAAAAUAAACAGCCACAUGAACUUGUAAACAGACUUUCUGAAAGGCAAAAUUUUGAGGCUGCCAAAACCUCCUAUUCAAGCACAUAUGAUAAAAUUAUACUUUCACAUCAAUACUUACCCAGCAAGAAGUCUGCCCAAAGCAAAUCUGCAAUCAACAUCAGAAACAGAAAUGCCAAUGAUUCCAAUACAAAUAUUUUGAGUUCUACUCUGGAUCAUGCUAUACAGACAGCAAACAGUUUGAAGAAAGCUACAGAACGAAUGGUACGAGCAGUUUCAGAAGAUCUAGCUAAAGUUAAAAGAAAACAGCUUUAAUU